AUGAGAUGUGUAGUGUUUAUAUUUCUGUUGACAGGUGUUAAUGGUUCAUCGAAUAAUCAACUAAAUUUUCCAUUUGAUGUAGCACGUGAUCCGAAUUCUGGCGCACUGUACAUAUCGGAUUCUUGGAAUCAUCGCAUUAUGAGUUAUUUUGUAAAUGCAUCAUCCGGUACUGUAGUUGCUGGUGGUAGUGGACCAGGAACAAAUAAUUCACAAUUAAACUAUCCUAUCGGUAUCUAUUUGGACUUACCAUCGAAUAGUUUAUUCAUUGCCAAUUAUAAUUCUAAUAAUGUUGUUCGUUGGAUACUAGGUGCCAGUAGUUGGACACUAAUUGCAGGUAGCCGCAGCGGUGCCAAUGGUACUUCGUCAACAUUGCUCUAUCGUCCACUUGAUGUUACAGUCGAUUUUAUGGGAAACGUUUACGUAGCUGAUGCAUUUAAUCAUCGAAUUCAGUUUUUCCUAGCUGGUUCAUUGAAUGGUACAACAAUUACUGGCGUUAGUGUAACUUUUGGUUCUGACUCUUUUCACCUUUAUUAUCCAUAUGCUGUAGCACUUGAUUCACAACUGAAUUUGUACGUGUCAGACUGUCUUAAUCAUCGAAUUCAAAAUUUCUACUCUAUUGAAAAACAUAACAAUUUCAUUAUCUAA
Rotaria sordida is the source of this 645-nucleotide messenger RNA. The record is from the annotation of a GenBank genome assembly. Lineage: Eukaryota; Metazoa; Rotifera; Eurotatoria; Philodinida; Philodinidae.